AUGGCUGCACUUGGUCUUGCUGCCACGGUGGUGGUGGCAGUGGUGGUUCUGGCUCUGGCUCUGGCUGCCGACGGCGUGGCGAGUGAGUACGGGCAGGCGCUGGAGGCAGCCGACGCGCUACUGGAGGCGGGCGAGGCGGCGGCGGCGGCAGAGGCGUAUCAGGCACUGGAUGAGGAUGAAGGUAGUUGGGCCUAUCGACGGUGGGCAAACCAGGCGCUGGCACUGGCUACCAUCCACGCUUAUCGGCCUGCGCUUCUGGCCGCCCAUCGGGCGGCGGCCAUCAACGCCACGCUUGAUCUGGCCUUUCUCUCGGGCUUUCUGCACUUGAUGGAGGGCGAGGCCGAGGAGGCUGUCCGCCUCCUCUCGGAAGCCACCAAGAUUGAUGCCUCUCGCGGCAACGGGUGGCUUUAUCUGGGCAACGCUCACGAGGCGCUCGGCCAGCACGCGCUGGCCAAGAAGGCCUAUGCCCACGCCUGGCGCCUGCUCAAGUCGCGCAAGGCGCUGCGCGCGCUCGGCUUUGCCUACCGUGCGCUUGGCAAGCCCGCCCUCGAAGAACGGCUGUACGCUACCGCUGUCGACGAGGGCGUCCUGGUCAAUGCCCGUCAGCGCCCGGAUCUACUCACGCCUGGCCUCGAUGCCACGCCUUGGCAUGCCAACAGCGAGUUUGCAUGGAUGCCAGCGCUCGAAGCCGCGCUGCCCAUAAUGCGUGCCGAGCUCGACGCUGUCCUUGCUGCCGAUCCGGACCGGCUCGCCGCUCCGUUCCACCUAGUGGGCACCGGCGGCAAGUUUGCCCACGACCGCGCGCUCUACUCUGCAUCGGGCAAGGCCUGGCACCAGAUUGUGCUGUUUGAGCCUGGCGAGCCCGGGCCGGGCGCAUCAUUCUUUCCCAACACCGUCGCGGCACUCUCGGCCACCAUUCCGCAUGCGCUCUCGUACGGCCGGGUCGUCAUUUCGCUCAUCGAGCCAGGCGUUCGCAUCGUGCCACAUUGCGGCCCGACCAACGAGCGGCUCACCGUCCACUGCGGGCUGCGAGUCCCGAGCCACUUGGCGGUUCCACCGGCCAUUGUCGUUGGCGGCGUCGAGCGCCCUUGGCGUGAGGACAGCUGUUUUGUCUUUGACGACUCGUUCGAGCACGAGGUCUCGUUCCCGAUCCCAUCCGAUGCCGAGGCCGAUGCGCUACGCGCGGUCCUCCUCUUCCACAUCGAGCACCCUGGGGUGGCUGCAGCGAGGGACGCCAUCGCACACGUGUCUGAGGAUGAGUGGCUUCGCCGCCAGUUUGGCGCCUCGUAGCUGCUAAAGACAAAGCUCUCGCGGCUGUGGCAAGCACUGCUGUGUUUGUCCCUUUACGG
Thecamonas trahens ATCC 50062 is the source of this 1349-nucleotide messenger RNA. Its product is annotated as beta-hydroxylase. The coding region runs from base 1 to 1290 and encodes 429 amino acids. Gene Ontology annotation, molecular function: protein binding. The record is from RefSeq and is a predicted model, not a curated record. The transcript has a single exon. NCBI's taxonomy places the organism in Eukaryota, Apusomonadida, Apusomonadidae.